AUGGAAACACACCAAUCUUUGUUAGACAACCCUAGAAAAUCCGUUUCCAAAACUAUAUGCUUAAUCUUCUCUGUAGCUGUUGUGCUAACUUCAUCAGCUCUUAUUGCUUCCUAUAUCUCAAAACCCUCUCCCUUAUUCAACCACGACAUUUCUCACCGUGUUUGUGAUCAUGCAAUUGAUCCUUCAGCCUGCUUGGCACAUGUCUUGGAAGUGGAACAAGAUCCGAUGUUCGGUGCCACACAAAACCAUAGAUUCGGAUUGCUCAAAUCCUUUUUAAUGAAAUCCACCUCACACAUUGAGAGAGUGAUAGGGGCAUCCAACGCUAUGAGGGUGAGGAUGAACAAUCCAGGAGAAGAAGCCGCUUUGCGGGAUUGCGUGGAGCUGAUGGAGUUGUCCGUGGACAGAGUUUGGGACUCAAAGGCCAACCUAACCAAAGGGACCACUGAUUCGGCGCAAGAUGCCCACACUUGGCUAAGAAGGGUGCUCACCAAUCAUGUAACUUACUUGGAGGGACUGAAGGGGCGAGCUCCAAGGGUGAUGGAGGCAGAGGUUCAGGACUUGAUCUCGAGAGCAAGAAGCUCUUUAGCCAUGUUCGUUGCUGUUUUGCCUCCAAAUCCGGAGGUUGAAGUCGUGUCGCUAAUUGAGAGAGCUUCUUUCGUGCGAGGCUCGACUUUCUCAGGUGGCGAUUGGCGGAGGAACGAGAGAGCUUCUCUCGCGCGCGGAGAAAAGGCAAGGAGAGAGAAAUCGAUGCCAACCGACAAUGGUCCCGGUGGCGAUUGGUGUCGCCGGCGACGCCUUGGCCUGAGCGGAAGGUCCGGCAUGGCGGCUGGUCCGAUGGAGGCUCUGCUCUUCCGGAGAAGACGAACGUGA
Vigna angularis (adzuki bean) is the source of this 870-nucleotide messenger RNA. Its product is annotated as pectinesterase/pectinesterase inhibitor. Bases 1 to 870 code for a protein of 289 amino acids. Gene Ontology annotation, molecular function: pectinesterase inhibitor activity; pectinesterase activity. The record is from RefSeq and is a predicted model, not a curated record. Lineage: Eukaryota; Viridiplantae; Streptophyta; Magnoliopsida; Fabales; Fabaceae. The transcript has a single exon.